Bradysia coprophila is the source of this 1458-nucleotide messenger RNA. RefSeq lists its product as uncharacterized. Gene Ontology annotation, molecular function: protein binding. NCBI's taxonomy places the organism in Eukaryota, Metazoa, Arthropoda, Insecta, Diptera, Sciaridae. The record is from RefSeq and is a predicted model, not a curated record.
GUUAAUCUUCUCAGUCAUUCUCUAAAUCGGUUAGAGCCACUAUCGUACAGUACAAAAAAGGAAUUUCGUGAGCAAAAGUGAAAAGUGGCUACAUGUAACUACCUGGUAUUCGCACAGAUCGUGAGCAGUUGAAAUGAUAUCUACACAGUUGAGAGCAGUAAUUCUGUUUUGGAUGUACACUCAAGUACACGGGCGAAUGGAAACAGUUCAUUGUGAAAUCUCCUUCUCAUCAUGUGAGGUUCGCAUUGUUGAAGACUCACAACAACCGAUAUCAGCAAUUAUUUUCGACGAUAUUCCAAACACAUCCGUUAAUGAGUUAAAAAUCACAGGAAAGUUCGAAAGUAUUCCAGACCUAUCAGACGCCACCAAAAAAUUUGUCAACUUGAAACGGCUUAUAAUCUCGGAUGUUGGAUUGAAAAUCGUUAAAGGAGAACAACUUGCCGUUUUCGAAAAAAUUUCAGAGUUAGAUUUAAACAAAAAUGAAAUUUCCGAACUUGAUGCCGACAUUUUCAAAAUGCUUCCCAAUCUUAAACAUAUAUCGCUACGAAACAACUUACUGGAGAUGCUGCCCGUAAAUAUCUUCCAGUACAACAAAAAGUUGGAGUUCAUCAUUCUCGACAACAAUAAAUUGACCGAAAUCCACAGCGACACUUUCAAAGACCUGGAAAAUCUGUAUUAUCUUUCGAUGAAUUACAAUCAACUCGAGAUGCUGCCGGCGAAUAUCUUCCGUGACAAUAAGAAAUUGAACGACCUGUCUCUUUUCAACAACAAAUUGAAAGAAAUCGAUGUCGAUACUUUCAAAGAACUUGGCGACCUUGAAAAGAUUUUCUUGAAUAACAAUCAAAUUGAGGUUUUGCCGAAUGGCUUGUUCGACGCUAAUCCAAAGUUGGAGUUCAUUGUUCUCUUCAACAACAAAUUAACAAACAUCAAUAGCGACUUUUUCAAAGAACUUCCAGCUUUAGUUUAUCUUCAGUUAAGCCAGAACCAACUCGAGAUGCUACCCGCGACAAUAUUCCGCAGCAAUCAGAAAUUGAACAAAAUUUAUCUCAACAACAAUACGUUAAAAGUAGUAGAUAGCGAUACGUUUAAAGGACUCAACAACCUACAGUUUCUUGAGUUGAAUGACAAUCAGAUUGAAGUUCUACCUAAAGGAUUGUUCGAUGAUAACUUGAAAAUGGUGGUUCUUGAACUACGCGGCAAUAAGUUGAUGAAAAUCGAAACUGACCUUCACCAACUUAAAAAACUAAUUCAGCUGACGUUAGCUGGAAACGUCUGCAUUGAUCAGAGCUGUGAAUUUUCAGCUUGCAGUUCCUCGUCUUUAUUCGAAUUGAUUGAGAACGUUCAACAAAAAUGCUCGUAAUUUACAGAUGACUUUAAGAGAUUUCUAUUUUUAAAACUGUAACUGACACUGUCAGUGGUAGAAUUCAUUAAUAAACGGUUGAUUAAUUUUGAUGAAUU